Molecule: messenger RNA, 1347 nt
Organism: Teleopsis dalmanni
Lineage: Eukaryota; Metazoa; Arthropoda; Insecta; Diptera; Diopsidae
Gene: Jra
Product: transcription factor AP-1
Exons: 3
Coding region: 403-1329 (308 amino acids)
Biological process (GO): regulation of cell population proliferation; regulation of transcription by RNA polymerase II; regulation of cell cycle
Cellular component (GO): transcription regulator complex
Molecular function (GO): transcription factor binding; DNA-binding transcription factor activity, RNA polymerase II-specific; RNA polymerase II cis-regulatory region sequence-specific DNA binding
Source: RefSeq, a predicted model, not a curated record
UGCAGAAAGGGUGUACGUCGUACAAAGUGGUGAAAUAUUUAUUAAAAUAAUUAUAAAGUAUUUAUAAAAUACAAAAAUUUUAAAGUUUUCAAAAAAAAGCAAAAUUUCUUGCAAAUUUGUAUAAAUUAUUAAAACUCAUAUUUAUUAUAAAGUGAAAAGUUGGUUUAGAAAUAUCAACGCACACUUAUCUUGACGGUGACUCAUCACUGCUCAUAAGCAAUCAAAACAAAAACAGUGGACGCGUAAAAAAUACAACAAAAAAAAACUUUCAAGGCACACCAGUUGAUUACAACGUUAACGCAAGAUAUAAAAACAGUUGAUAAAAGAAAAGAAUUUGUUGGGUGACGUCAUUACUAUUUGUUAUAUAUUUUCUAAAAAUAGAAAUUUUAUAUUAAGAUUAAAAUGAAAACAGUUGUAUCCGCUGUUAAUUCGAAUACAACGCCAAGUAGUGCUACGACUAUUACCGCUAAUACAGUUCCUUCGGUAACAGUUAUGCCCAAACCAGAGGUAAACAUUAAUGGAGAAAUGCCAUUUUCAUCUCCAAAUAGUGAUGGUACAGUUAACAAUGCAGUUGCGGUAACUGGUGGCAAUACUAACAAACGUCCCAUAUCUUUGGAUUUAAAUAAAUCUACACCAGCGAAAAAAACACGUUUAGUGGGACCACAACUACAAAUAAUAAAUCCAUCAGAAUUGCCAAGUGCAAAAUCGAUUAAUACACCUGACUUGGAAAAAAUCAUACUAUCAAGUAAUCUUCUAAAUACUCCACAACCAGGAAUGGUUUUUCCUACUAAAGUAGGACCGGUUACUUCUGAGCAGGAAGCUUUUGGCAAAGGUUUUGAUGAAGCACUACAUAGUCUGCAUAAUAGUAAAAAUGCACAAGCACAACUUAACAGUAACAAUGGAACUACAACUGCUGUUACUGCUGUUGCCACGACAACUGCCGGCACUGGCAUGAGUGGCGGUUCAUUUACAUACACUAAUUUAGAAUCCAGUUUCCCUGUAGCUAUUAAAGACGAACCACAAAAUCCUCCCACACCACCUUCAAUUGAUCCAAUUGAUAUGGAAUCACAAGAAAAAAUAAAAUUGGAACGAAAACGUCAACGUAAUCGUGUUGCUGCUUCGAAAUGUCGCAAACGUAAGCUUGAACGUAUUUCCAAAUUGGAAGAAAAAGUAAAGAUACUUAAAGGUGAAAAUGGCGACCUUGCAUCAGUCGUUAAAAAUCUUAAAGAUCACGUAGCGCAAUUAAAGCAAAAAGUUAUUGAUCACAUCGAAUCGGGUUGUAAUAUUCAACAGGUGUGUAAUGGUAGCGCUUUACUACAAGGCAAAUAACAUGAGGAUAUAGUUUUA